Molecule: messenger RNA, 2420 nt
Organism: Nothoprocta perdicaria
Lineage: Eukaryota; Metazoa; Chordata; Aves; Tinamiformes; Tinamidae
Gene: RNFT2
Product: ring finger protein, transmembrane 2
Exons: 10
Coding region: 381-1727 (448 amino acids)
Biological process (GO): positive regulation of ERAD pathway
Molecular function (GO): ubiquitin protein ligase activity
Source: RefSeq, a predicted model, not a curated record
CCAGCGCGGCCCAGCGAAGAGGAGGAAGAGGAGAUCUCACUUCCGAGAGCGCGUAUGGGUUCGCACGUCACAUCUAGAGCUACGCUCCCAAUCGCCCUGAAGUUCCUUUUCAGACCAUGUCAUGGGCAACUGUAACYGCUACAUCCUGCAAGUCUGGCCGAUUGCUGCCCUGCGCAGGGCCGGGUUUCCCCGUGCUCUUGUUUGCCAGUCAAGGUUGCUCCUGCACUAGUGUCCUAAGGAGCAAAGCUAGGCGUGAGGCACUCUUCAGAAAAGCAGGGGAUUCGGGCCAGCCAUGUCAGCAGCCGAACAGGUUUCACGGCUCUCUGACUCUGUGGGCCUCUGUUACUAGUCACCCCAGGAACUCUUGACGUGCAACGUUGAUGUUGAGCGUUUUGUGUUUCAAGGUUUUGAGGAAAAUGCAGAGACGGCACAGCAGCAACACUGACAGCGUUCCCCCUGAAAGGAACCGGAGCCAAACCGUCAGCUCUGAAGCCAGUGUGGAUGAAAGUGGCGUCUUUGAGAGUCUCAAGGCAGAAGCUUCCUCGCCCCAGCAGUUGUUCUCAGGCCUCGCAGGGAUCCCCUCGGGCGCCAUCGCAGCCGCCCCGUUCCAGGCGGGUUUGGUUCUGGGCUCCUCGGCGGGCGGAGGGGAAGUUUUCAUUCAGAUGCCAGCCCCACGGGAGGAAGGCACGAGCCGUGUGGAAGGAGCCCCCUUUCACCACCGGCAGCAGCCCCCUCAUUUCCACCACGGCCAUCACCGGGGCUCGUCCCUGCUGCACAUGGCCGGAGGCGACCGCCACGGGCACGCGGAGGAGGGCGGCGAUGAGCAGGCCGGCACGCCGGCCCCGGCUCUUUCGGAGUUAAAAGCUGUGAUCGGGUGGUUGCAGAAAGGCCUUCCAUUCAUCUUGAUCCUCCUGGCUAAAGUUUGUUUCCAGCAUAAGCUUGGGAUUGCUGUGUGCAUUGGAAUGGCCAGCACAUUCGCAUACGCCAACUCAACCCUCCGGGAGCAGGUUGCUUUAAAGGAGAAGAGGUCGGUGUUGGUUGUCUUCUGGAUCCUGGCCUUUCUCACCGGAAACACCUUCUAUUUGCUCUACACAUUCAGCUCACAGCAACUGUACAACAGCCUUAUAUUUUUGAAACCCAACCUUGAGAGGCUGGACUUCUUUGACCUAAUGUGGAUUGUGGGAAUCACAGACUUUGUGCUGAAGUAUCUCACCAUUGCGCUGAAAUGCCUAAUUGUUGCCCUUCCUAAGAUCAUUCUGGCCGUCAAAUCAAAGGGAAAGUUUUAUUUGAUUAUUGAAGAGCUGAGCCAGCUGUUCCGCUCCCUUGUCCCAAUCCAGCUGUGGUAUAAAUACAUCAUGGGAGAUGAUCCAUCAAGCAGCUACUUCYUAGGGGGGAUCCUGAUCAUCCUGUACAGUCUCUGCAAGUCCUUCGAUAUUUGUGGCCGCGUGGGAAGUGUCCGGAAGGCACUGAAAGUCCUUUGCACCACACAGACGUAUGGAGUUCGUGCUACCAGCCAGCAGUGCAGCGAGGCGGGUGACAUCUGUGCCAUUUGCCAGGCAGAAUUCAGGGAACCUUUGAUCCUUAUGUGCCAGCACGUGUUCUGUGAGGAAUGCCUCUGCCUCUGGUUUGACCGGGAGAAGACCUGUCCCCUUUGUCGGUCUGUCACAGUGGACACCCUGCGCUGCUGGAAAGACGGCACCACCUCUGCUCACUUUCAGGUGUAUUAAAACCAACAUGUUCCACCAACGCAUGGAACGACACGUUCAGAGACAAGAAAAAGCCGGAAAAUCUUGGUGUCCCCUCCACCUAUGUAGUUGCCCGUGGACUGGUUGUCUUGCUCUUUCUCCUAGCUCUGCUUCUCCUGCAGCCUGUAGAACAAUUGUUACUGGUCAGAAACAUUAUCCUAAAAGGCGAGAAAGACACUUCUCAUGUUGUGGCAACCUCCACGGUUAAACUAGAGCCAAGAUUUUUUUCUCCAUUUCUCUGUUUUCUCCAGUUUCCGUUUUUCUUCCUUUUAGUAUAGGUAAAUGUUGCAUGUAUAAGUUAAGCAUGCUGUAAUUCACCAUGGUGUAUGUAUAUCCCCAUCCACUGAGAGAAAAAAAAAAAAAAAAAAAAAAAAGCUGUUCUCUGGCUCAAACCACAGGUGAAAUUUUUCACAUUAAAUCAGCAGCCCAGCGUCCCUGAAUUUACAGCUUCACAAAAUUAUCCUGUUGCUAUCACUACCUUUGAGAACUCUUCCAAAACACUGUCUGAGCCGCACGUCCAAAUAUCUCUUUGGAGACUGGAGAACAGCAUUUCCCAGCAGCCUUGUUUUUUUGCAAUUGAUUCCAUAAAUUGUGUGUAUUGUCAUCUUAAUUGAAUGUCAAGGAAUUUGGGGAAGACCAUGUUAGUGAGUCUGGAACUGACACUUGCUUUUCUUG